GUGCCGAGGUCAUGGCGGUACCUUCAGCCCACGAGUUUCACUGGCAGAGUCUGGCUCGGCUGGCCAGCGGUCGGGUCUACCACUCCCUGUGUGAGGUGGGGGGGCAGAUGUACAUGCUGGGGGGCUGCGACGCCGUGGGGAGGCCCUGUCCUGCCCUGGAGCUCUACUCCCCCGAGGGGGAUCGCUGGAUGAGUCUGCCCCAGAUGCCCACCCCUCGAGCUGGGGCCGCUGUGGCAGUGCUGGGGAAACAAAUCCUGGUGGUGGGAGGAGUGGGAGAGGACCAGAGCCCCCUGAAGGUGGUGGAGAUGUACAACACAGAGGAGGGGAAGUGGAGGAAGAGGAGCACGCUGCGAGAGGCCUUGAUGGGUGUGUCCAUCACGGUGAAAGACGGCCGUGCUCUGGCGUUGGGGGGGAUGGGUGCUGACCUGCUCCCUCGCAGCAUCCUGCAGCAGUACGACCUCAGAAAGGAUGUGUGGGCGCUACUUCCUCCCAUGCCGACCCCGCGCUACGAUGCUAACACACACCUGCUGGCCAACAAGCUCUACGUGGCAGGCGGUCGCCAGUGCAAGCGACCGGUGAAGGCCUUCGAGGUGUUUGACGCAGAGACGCGCUCUUGGACUACGCUACCCAGCAUGCCGUGUAAACGUUCGUACGGGGGCGUGGUAUGGGACCUAAACGGGAGGUUGUGUCUGCUUGGAGGGCUGCGACAGGGAGGACACCAGAGCUCCAAGUUCACCAAGAACGUCAACAUGUUUGACACCAACCAAGGCUGCUGGUUGAAAUCGGAGGAGACGGUGGCGAUGAAGACUAAGAGAGCCGACUUUGCUGCUGCUUUCCUGCGGGGGCGCAUGGUGGUAGCUGGAGGACUUGGUCACGAGCCCUCGGCGCUGGACACGGUGGAGGCCUUCCACCCUCAGAAGAAGAAGUGGGAGAGGCUGGCUCCCAUGAGCUCCCCCCGAUGCUCCACCUCCUCCAUUGUCAUCAGAGACCGCCUGCUGGUGGUGGGAGGGGUCAACCAGGUUCCCAGCUCAGCCCAUGAGAUCCUGUAUGUGAAAGAGGAAGAGUAUCUGUAGCCUGUAGUAAGGGACACCAGCCAUCAGCCUGUAGUUGCUCACACAGAGAGAGAUGGAGGGAGUGGCAGUAUUGUAAGAGGCGAUACCGCCCCCUGCUGGCCUGCACUGACCCUGCUGGAAUCAAACACAUGCACACCGGAGGAGCUGGCUCUUUCCUCAAACCGAGUUGUUUCCGCACACUUUCAGAGUGUGACACUGCUGCGUUGCAGUGCAAACAUGGGGAGGAAACCAUUUUGUAGCCUGUAGGUCUAAUAUUGUAGACAGGAAAUACACGGAGGACCUAUUUUAUGGCAUAAUAUGCAUUUCAUGUUUGGUUCUGUGAAGGGAUGCACGAUUGUUUCCAGCCAACUGAUACAGAGAACUUUAGUUUUUCACAUCAUAAAAUAACUGCAUGACCUGUAGUGAAGUAAGGGUUGGAGAGGCUAAGAGGAAGUGAGCGAAGACGGAUGAUUGGAUAUUAAAAAGCUCAGACUUUAACAAACAAAUUCAGAGGUUGUUAAUCCCCGAUAACACACCGCUGCUAGGGAAAAUAACUACCGUUGCUAAGGAGGAUCAAGGGAGAGAGGGAAAGAGGCUAAGAGACGGAGCGUUGUUUACUUCCUGUCUCUCUUCUUCUGCGGAUUGAUCUGACUGCACAUACUGUAGUCCCUUGAAGAGGGCGUCCUCCUUAGCAACGGUCUGCCAUCCUUAGCAACGGUCUGCUAGCGGAUAUUAGCAGACCUCUGGAAUGACCAAAUUGACCAAUCAGAUUCAAGUAUUAAGUAUCAAGGCUUGUUAAGACAAUGAAAGCUGUUAGUCUUGUGUUACAGACCUCUCUUUACCAUAAAAAUAUUGCACAAUAACAUUGAUUUUGUAAUAUCUGCCGAUGUGCAUCGUGCAUCCCUCCUUUCGUGUGUUUAUGUUUGACUGCAUUUGUAAAAAGUGUUGAUUUCCACAUUGUAUUUUAAAUAAGUUCAAGGACAUGACUGCAAUAUUUGUACAUAAUUAAAUCACUUCUAGCAGAAACUCUGUACUGUAACAACAUUUGCACUAAAGCAAUUAACACUGAAUGGGACUUUCUAGUGUAAUGUGUUGUAGUGAUUACACAGAGACGCUGUCAUAGCUCUAUUUUACACUGUACCAGUGAACAUAUGAGGGUUCAUCCAUUACAUUUAAGAAACUGUAUUUAAUUACAACAUGCGAUGUGUGUAGGGGGGAGGCAGUACAUGUGAAAAGGCAAAAGUCAAUUAAAUUAAGCAUAUUUUGAUACCGCAUCAGAUGAUAACAUGACAUUAAGAUCACUAUUUUAUUUAGGUUUUCUAAAUGUGUGAGUUUAAAUAUGCAAAUGAAGGAUUAUCUUAUUACAUUUUUGCUAAUUUACUUGCAUUUCUAACAGUAAUCUGAACAUAGGAUGACAUGAAGUUCAAUAUUAGUUCAAUAAGAGUCAAAUGCUUUUUA
Molecule: messenger RNA, 2510 nt
Organism: Eleginops maclovinus (Patagonian blennie)
Lineage: Eukaryota; Metazoa; Chordata; Actinopteri; Perciformes; Eleginopidae
Gene: klhdc8a
Product: kelch domain containing 8A
Exons: 7
Coding region: 12-1073 (353 amino acids)
Molecular function (GO): protein binding
Source: RefSeq, a predicted model, not a curated record